Messenger RNA from Prunus armeniaca (apricot), 1980 nucleotides. NCBI's taxonomy places the organism in Eukaryota, Viridiplantae, Streptophyta, Magnoliopsida, Rosales, Rosaceae. The record is from the annotation of a GenBank genome assembly.
AUGGAGAGAAAAGAAAAGGGUGCGGAAAGUGAAAGAAAAAAGCAAGAAGGAUCAUCAAUGGUGAAAAAGUUGAAACGCGGUGUAUUGGUAGGGAAAAGAGGAGGGCUUUGUAGCACGCCACCACCUAUUUGGAGGCUUGAUGAGUUUUAUAACAGCAACAACAAAACCAGCUCUGAAUUUCUCAACCUUCACCCCACAACUUCACUCUCUGCUAGAAAGCUCUGUUCCAGCCUCUGGGAAAUUGAGUCUUAUCAGUUCCAGCAUAACCCACUUGCCCAAAUGAGCAAAGCAGGAGCUAGACUUCGACGCAAGCACCAGAAGAGAAAUGGGUUUGAGCUUCCCAAGCAUCUGAUCGGGCUUGACACUCCUACUAACUCACUUCAUCACCACCAGCCAGCAACUGCAAGCAGCUUAGGGAGGCUUGUAUCAGCAUCACUGAUACAACACCAUCAAUCAGUUGAGAGCAAUGGUUGUGCUCUUCAACCCCUACCUCCUGCUAGUUGUAGUAGCUCACUGGAGGUGGCACCUUAUAAGGUAAGGAUGGGUGAGUCAAGUCGAAGCUUUAAAACAUCCACAGAAUUACUCAAAGUGCUCAAUCGUAUCUGGACUCUUGAAGAACAGCAUGCAUCCAAUAUAGCAUUGGUAAAAGCACUGAAAAUGGAACUAGAUCAUUCUCAGGCAAAAAUUGAAGUGUUGUUGCAUGAGAAGCAAUCAGAUAGGCAAGAAAUGGACGACUUGAUGAAGCAUGUUACAGAAAAUAAACUUGUUUGGAAAAAUAAGGACCAGGAUCAGAUCAAAGCUACACUCCAAUUGCUCAGGGAUGAGCUAGAAGGUGAGAGGAAGUUGAGAAAGCAUUCAGAAAGCCUGCAUCGGAAGCUAGCUCGAGAGAUUUCUGAAGUGAAAUCUUCUUUCUCUAAUGCUUUGAGGGAGCUUGAAAGGGAGAGAAAAGCGCGUAUCCUAUUGGAAAACUUGUGUGAUGAGUUUGCAAAUGGAAUAAAAGAGUACGAACAAGAGGUGCGAUCCCUGAAGCAAAAUCCUGAGAAGGAUCACAGUGGUAUGACCAGCUCUGACAGACUAAUUCUCCAUCUUUCAGAAGCAUGGCUUGAUGAACGGAUGCAAAUGAAGAUAGCAGAAGCUCAGAAUGACCUUGCAGAGAGGAAUACAAUUGUAGAAAAGUUAGGUUUUGAUAUAGAAAACUUUCUUCAGGCUAAACGAUCUGUUGAAUUGAAGAAAAAUAGUAAGUUCUCCCCAAUGGAGCUCAAGGGAAACUGCUCACGCCGGCAUUCAUUAGAGUCCUUUCCAUUGAAUGAGGCUAUAAGUGCACCACAACAUGUAGCUGAUGAAGAUUCUACUGACGGUGAUUCACACGCUUUAGAAGCAAGCAAGACUGCCAGUGGAAAACAAAUCAAGCUCAGUGCUAGGCAGCACAAAAAAAAUGUUGCAGAAGGCCAACAUGAAGGACUAGUGAAAUCUAAUUCCAUGAGGAAAAAGGUAUCACAGGAGAAAAACAAGGGUAAUAGCUUGUCUGGUUUGCAAGGGCAGUUUGAAGAACAUAUGGCCAGAGCCAUGUCCUAUACUGGAAACAGGAGACAGUCUGCAGAUAAUAAACAUGGUGAAAUCACUAAAAUGGGAGAAGAGAAUCGAGCUCUGAUUGACAAUCUUGAAGAAUCUGAGUACUGUGAUUUAAUCAGAGAAGGUCUACAAGAAAUACAAAGUAAACGGGUUGCGGCACAUGGAUUGAAAUCCAAUCCUCCUGAAAGUAACUGCAUGGUAGAAACUGGUAUCCAGCCUGUGUAUACAGGUAAUGCUAGUCCGGUACAGCAAUGGAUGUCAAAAUUAACAACCCCAGAAUUUGGAAAAUCUGAAUCUACUUUGGAAUGGCCUCCGGGGCUUAACGAAAAUACGCUGAUGGCAAAAUUACUUGAAGCCAGGUUAGAAGCAAAGCGCUCUCGCUCGAAGACUUCCAAAGGGCCUGUCUAG